Pieris macdunnoughi is the source of this 651-nucleotide messenger RNA. Lineage: Eukaryota; Metazoa; Arthropoda; Insecta; Lepidoptera; Pieridae. The record is from the annotation of a GenBank genome assembly.
AUGGCGAAACCUUUUUGGGGCAGUUCAAAGAAAGUACAAAGAGAUCUUAAAUUGGAGCCGGAAUUAAAGACAAGGAUUUUCGUGCAUAAGAGAUUCAACCGCUGGUGCGUACCAUUCCCAGGGUCGGAGGAAAUCGUUGUUGAGCGAACCCAGAACUAUUUUAAGCACUCCCGUCCAAUACAGUUUAAGCGUUACCAUUCCCUACCAUCUCUUUUCAGUUCUCUCGCUUCCAUUAUUGGUGGCUUCCUCAUCCUUCUCCUAUUGAAAUUCUUCUGUUUAUCUACUUUCUUUAUAAAAUACCCAAGGAUCGCCUCACUGGGGCUGGUAACGUAUGGAGAUCCAGAUGAAAAGAUAAUGGAAAAACUGAGAUUUGAUUAUCUGAUGGUGGGAGUUGGUUGGAAGGGAGAUGUAAAGGGAGCUCCACGGGACGAGAUGAUAGUCGAAGUUUACCCAAUUGGUAAACGAAAUGCGCCAUACGAGGGAACGGCGAUUGCUGUAAUCUACUCUGCACUCACUAUUCUUACGGAGAGAGAAAAAAUUCCCAAAUGUGGAGUUUUAACGCCCGGAGCAGCCUUUAAGAACACAUCAAUAAUUGAUAAAUUGAACAACGAUCGCUUGAAAUUCGAAAUCAAGGACACGAAUAAAAUUUAA